Cicer arietinum (chickpea) is the source of this 1052-nucleotide messenger RNA. NCBI's taxonomy places the organism in Eukaryota, Viridiplantae, Streptophyta, Magnoliopsida, Fabales, Fabaceae. The record is from RefSeq and is a predicted model, not a curated record.
UGGUCCAGCAAAACCCUAAAACAAUAAAACUCACAUCAAAUAAAAUAAAAAAUAAUAAUGCAAGGAGAUGCCGGUUUGCCCUCGUAGUAUCAGAAACAAGAAGUUGCAGUCAAAUCACUGAUCUCAACGCAGCCGAAGUUGCUCGUUGCCGUUGCCGUUGCCGUUGCCGCCGCCGCCGCCGCCGCCGCCGCCAGAAACACUGACCACCGACAUUCCACCUUCCGGCAAACCGGCUUCGUCCUUCCUCCUUUCUCAAUCGUUUAGUUCUGUUUUUCUUUAAAUUAUCGAUAGCGGGAACACUCAAGCCAAGGACAUGGCAAAUCAACCAAAUGAAAACCAGCAAGCACCAAGUUCUGCAUCACUUAUCCAGAAAACUGGCGAGGAUCAAGUAGUCAGUGGCCCUUCUGCUGAUGGCUUUAUAGAUUCAUUGGAAAACCGGUAUCAAAAAAUCAAAGAGCAUGCAGAAAAUUAUCGUUAUGUAUGGGCUUCCUAUAUUCUUGUAUAUGGUGGCUUUGGUCUCUGGACUUUCUAUAGAUGGAGAAAGCUUCGAAAGACAGAGAACAGAGUGCGCUCACUUCAAGAAACACUACGAAAGCUUGUUGAAGCUGAAAAAUCUGGUAAUUCUGCAAAAGUGGUUGAAAAGGGUUCCGCAUCUUCUGAGAAGAAGCCUUCCAAGUAGCAUACGCUCCAAUAUUCCUUUCCAGUUACAAGUGCCAGGUAGUCUUGUUUACUGCCACUGAUAUCAUUUUUCUUUACCAUCAUGGUUGCCGUUGGCUCAGAAAAAAGAUUCUUUUAGGUCCUCUGGUCAAACUGAAUCGUCUUGAAUCUCAUUUUUCCUUCCAAAGUUUUGAAUGGUGUAGCCUUUUAGUCAAAUAAUAUAUAGCUUCAGAAAUGUUAUUUCCAGGAAUGUUUGGAUUUAUUUAUGGAAAGUGAUACAAUGGAGUGAAAUGGGAUGAUUGAAUGUAAGAGAUCCCAUUCUAGAUUAUUGAAAAUAAGGAUAGAAUGAAAUCAAACAAUGCAAUCUAUCUCGUUUCAUGGCUUCGAAAUCCAAA